This is a messenger RNA of Aureobasidium musti, 825 nucleotides long. Lineage: Eukaryota; Fungi; Ascomycota; Dothideomycetes; Dothideales; Saccotheciaceae. The record is from the annotation of a GenBank genome assembly.
AUGGCAACACCACAAUUCCCGACACGCCCUUUCCCAGGCUUGGGUCGCGCAAGCACUGUAGGCCAACAACAGCAACAACAACAACAAGCACCCCAAAAUGCAAAUACAUACCAACCGCCUAGUUAUGGAGGGCCGUCGAAUACGUACAAUGCAGGGGGUGCAGGGGCAGCAGGACAACGAGACGUGAUAGCGCGACAAGAGCGCGAAAGAGCCGAGCGCGAACGACGGGAAGCAGAAGAGCGCGCAGGAGCCUUGGAUGCCCUGUCCGAAGAACAAAGGGAAGAAAUCAAUGAAGCUGUUCGUGUUUUCUCAUUCCCUUACUUUCUCUCAAAAGUCUCAAUCGCUGACGAAAAUAAACACAGUNUUUCCCUUUUCGAUCUCGACAAAGACAACCACAUCGACUACCACGAACUCAAAGUCGCCCUCAAAGCCCUAGGUUUCGACCUUUCGAAAUCUGAAAUCUUGACACUGCUCCAAACACAUGGAAUCCCUGCCUCGUCCACUACAUCCCACCUCCCUGCUCCCACAAACGCCAAACCUUCUNUUUCAGGCCCAGGGCGCUUGGUAUUGCCGCACGCUUCUUUUGUGUCCAUUGCUGCUGCAAGGAUCCUAGCACGAGACCCUAGAGACGAGAUACUCAGGGCGUUUGAACUGUUUGACGCCGAAGGAAAAGGAAACAUCAAUCUAGGGGAUUUGAGACGGGUGGCUAGAGAGCUUGGAGAAGGAUUGCAAGAGGAGGAGUUGGUGGCUAUGAUUGAAGAGUUUGAUCUUGAUGGCGAUGGUGCGAUUAGCAGGGAUGAGUUUGUGGGUAUUUGCUUGGGAUGA